This is a messenger RNA of Kwoniella shivajii, 1002 nucleotides long. RefSeq lists its product as uncharacterized. Lineage: Eukaryota; Fungi; Basidiomycota; Tremellomycetes; Tremellales; Cryptococcaceae. The record is from RefSeq and is a predicted model, not a curated record. The transcript is spliced from 4 exons. Bases 1 to 1002 code for a protein of 333 amino acids.
AUGAGUGCAAAUAAAGAAAAGGCCGACCUGUUUCGGCAUAUGGUGGAUGCGGUGGUUGAGCGACAUGUUGGAGGUCGACCACCGACUGCCCAGGAGAUAACGGAUGCGAAUCGUGACAGGACAAUAAAAUUCGCGGAGUUGGCACUAAAAAUUCCAAGGGUGGAUCCUGAUACCAUGAGAGAAUAUUUCGUGAAGGUCAAACAGUUUACAACAUUCGUUGAAAGAUGGGACAAGACGUUAAUUGAUCUCACGGCAUCGCCUGAACACCUUCCGAGUUUACUCCGCCACUGGUUAUCCGACGUCGUUGACCAGAGUAUACUCGAAGUCAAGCAAGAUACAGCUGGCAUUGAAGAGCUCAUAGAAGUCGCAACAAUUCAAAAUUACAAAUCUCACGCUAAGAGAAUGCUUUUUUAUAUAUAUCCACCUCCUUCUGUGGCCCAAGUGCAAACAUACAUUGAUGAUAUUGAAACUCACGUUCGUGGACUCAUCAGGGCCCGAAAGCUUGCAAGCGAUGAGAUCGAGGUUAGAAAGAAGGAUCAUCAAAAAGCACAUUCAAAUCAAGACCAGCGGGUCACUUCACAAGUUUUACCGUGGCUGCCUAUGCCAUAUGACGUAGAAGAUACCGAUACAUUUCGAGACAUGAAUCGAACGACGGGGUAUCUUCGCCGAUUGAUCGCUCCCUCAUUCAAGCUUACACCUCUUAUAGAAGGGGAGAAGACCCUUCCAGCUCCCGAAAGAUGUACAGACGAGGUGGAAAAGUAUCUGUCAACACGACUGUCAGAACUCAUGAUGCACGUGCCGGAUGGACUUUUGAAUGAAGAUGGGACACUCAAGCUGGACCAUGCUAGAUUGAAAGAAACGUUUCAAGGUCUGGACUUUGAGCUGCAUUCGGAUCCGGCAGCUUUGAAAGAACUUUUGACAGCCGCGAUGGAGUCAAUUGUCCGAGAUGUAGGGCAGAUGGGAGAUAUGUCGGCGGAAGAAUCAGACUCGGAAGGUGAAUAG